Erpetoichthys calabaricus (reedfish) is the source of this 1717-nucleotide messenger RNA. It is a transcript of the gene tmx2b, whose product is annotated as thioredoxin-related transmembrane protein 2b. Lineage: Eukaryota; Metazoa; Chordata; Cladistia; Polypteriformes; Polypteridae. Gene Ontology annotation, cellular component: membrane-bounded organelle. Gene Ontology annotation, biological process: brain development. Bases 80 to 1000 code for a protein of 306 amino acids. The transcript has 8 exons. Gene Ontology annotation, molecular function: disulfide oxidoreductase activity. The record is from RefSeq and is a predicted model, not a curated record.
UCGUGACCGCAGUGACCGUGAGCUCAAGCGGCGCUGGCAAUCAUCUUGUUGGUAGUGAGCUCCAGCCCUUCAUACGCGAAUGGCUCUCAUUACCCCAUUACUCGCGUUUUUGUAUCAUUUGCCUAGGGUUUACCAGUGGUUGUUGAGACCCUAUUAUGUUGCCUCUAUAUUCUUGUCGGUGGCAUUUUUAUUGGUGCGCAAAAGCCCCGGACUAUGUGAGAAUCUACCGUCGCAGAGAGAGGAUGGCAAUUCAUGCGACUUCGACUGGAGAGAAGUAGAGAUUCUGAUGUUUUUAAGUGCAAUCGUUAUGAUGAAAAACAGAAGAGCGAUCACUGUGGAGCAGCAUGUUGGCAACAUCUUCCUUUUUAGCAAAGUUGCAAAUGUCAUUUUAUUUUUUCGUUUGGAUAUCCGAAUGGGCCUUCUUUAUCUAACACUAUGCAUUGUUUUCCUGAUGACAUGCAAACCUCCCAUGUACAUGGGACCAGAGUACGUAAAGUACUUCAGCGACAAGACCAUUGAUGAAGAACUUGAGAAGGACAGACGUGUAACCUGGCUCAUUGAGUUCUUUGCCAACUGGUCUCCUGAAUGCCAGUCCUUUGCAUCAGUUUAUGCAGACCUUUCUCUCAAGUAUAACUGUGCUGGGCUAAAGUUUGGAAAAGUGGAUGUGGGGCGAUAUAGUGAAGUUUCUAAAAAGUACAAAGUGAGCACAUCCUCUUUGACCAAACAGCUGCCUUCUCUCAUUUUGUUUCAAGGAGGCAAGGAAGUCAUGAGAAGACCCCAGAUUGAUAAGAAGGGCAGAGCUGUGUCCUGGACUUUCUCUGAGGAGAACAUAAUUCGUGAAUUCAAUCUAAAUGAACUUUAUCAGAAGUUAAAGAAACUGCCUAAAGGACGUGUUCAAGAUUUUGAGCCCAAGUAUGAAAAUAUUCCUGAGGAAGAUGCCAGUCAGACUCAGGAAAAUGGAACAGAAAAGGUGACACCAGAAAGCAAGAAAGACAAGUAAACUUAUUUCCUGUUAUACUCUGGUAAAAGAAAGUAUGGGAAGUCUGUCUGAGAAGAAAAAGGGAGGCCUGGCACAUGCAAAAUUUGUAUUACACCUAAUACACGCUGCCCUGACAUUACAUUUUGUCAUAAUCUUAAUGCCUACCUUUACCGCUAGUGAAUAAAUGUCUUAAUUUUAGCACUCCAUCAGGCAGCUUCCUGUCAUCUAAAAGUUAGUUACUAAUCAGUGCAAAUUAAAAAACAUACAUGAGAGAUGCUUUGACAGAUAUUUUUAUUACGCACUAUCGAUGUUCAACCAGCACAUUCCUCUGUGAAAAUUUUGAGUUCUGCAGAACUGUAUUGUUUGGAUUGGGUAAUUGCUGGUAGACAGGACUGGAGUAAUUUUGAAAUAAUUGUGUUACUUAAAUCUAGGGUAAGUUGUAAAAUGAUAGCUUCACCCAUUUAGUAUUAUCUUGAAAUUCCAAGUUGCACUUAAGAGUGUGCUUGGUUUUGUUACAGUCCCAUUCUGAAAAGGGAGUGGGGAAUAGAGAGGGGGGAAUGUCUGUCUAAAGGUGUAAAUCUAGCAGUUUUUUUUUUUUUUUUUUAACUAGCAUGUUUUUAUUUAUUUGCCAAUAGAGAGAUUUUAAAGAUUUGUUUUGAUUGUAUAAGUUCAUAACUAUUGUUUGAAAUCAGAAAUAAAUGUAUUGAGCAUUAUCAAUAAAAUGUUGAACUAUUUCUA